Paraglomus occultum is the source of this 1458-nucleotide messenger RNA. NCBI's taxonomy places the organism in Eukaryota, Fungi, Glomeromycota, Glomeromycetes, Paraglomerales, Paraglomeraceae. The record is from the annotation of a GenBank genome assembly.
AUGUCCGAACACAAACUACAAAAAUAUUUCAGGCAGAAGUCUUCGGACUGGAAUAUCAUAGGAUUUUUGAAUGCCUGCAAAAUCGAACUGGUUGAGCAGAAGAUCGAAUGUUACCUUUUAUGCCUCGAGAAAAUAGCUAAUAACGAGAAAGGUUGUAGAGCCACGAAAGCACAAGAGCUCCUCAAAAGAUAUAGAGAGGCGAGUAUUUUUCUUUAUUUUUGGAAAAACAUCAAUGGGAAUAAUGGCGUGACGAGUGGCUUUGAGCUUCCUCUGUCAUUCAAGGCUCCGAGCCGAAGCCAAUAUUGGUGUCGGGACGUGAGUGACCUCCGAGGUUGUCCAUGUUUAAGACUGACUGGCACCAAUCCUGUUUGGGGCGUGCCUAGAACGAUCGACCUGACCGAAAACUCGCAAGGACAUGGAAGAAAGCCCGCCAACAUAGUUCUACAUUUCAAUUCUAUAAUACGAACUUCGCGGGCAAUUCCCAACUUGGAAAUUCUGGCACAACUCAUGGUGGACAAUUAUGAGGAUUCGACCGAUAAUUCAGAUUCAGAGUAUCCAUCCACAGAGGAGUCUGAAGAGGAUAUAGUAGUAUCACGUAAACGAAAACGGAGGAACGUCAGGACAGAAAUCGAAAAUAACGAAGAGGAUGAUGACUUACAGCCUCUCGACAUGGAACUAUUCAUUGAUGGCAAUACUACUCCACCCUCAAGUUCUCUGCCCAAGAAGGUUAUCACUCCACAGAAGCCAAAUCUUGAUGCUUCAUUUGGCGACCACAUAGUUGUGGGAGAACGAGGGUGCAUUGUGCAAAUGCACCCCGCAGUACAGUCCUGGCUUAUGGACGUUCUUCUGUCCAACAAGGAAACGUUCAAGUCAGCUCUGGAUGGGAGUCCUUGUUCGGAAUUUGCUGAAGUGUGCAAAUUCAUUCUGAUGGACUUAUAUUGGGAAAGGAAGUACACCGUGGAAAACAUCGUUCCAAUGUUCAAGGGAAUCGCUGCGAUUUACGACAAUGUCACAUUUGACUGGAUUGAAGCCGAACUCAGUUGUAUUCGUGGCGUGAAGGCAAUGUUCCCCAAGUCUGCGAUAACAGUCCACAAGGCCGAUGGUAUUGGUAUAAGUCGCGUGAAUCAAAAAGAAACCAUCUUCAUUGAGGUCUCGGGGGGUCCCGUAAACCCUGUUGCAAAACACAUCGUGGAAGACACAGAAAAGCUCAUAAGAGAGGGUGUUUUUGGUCUUAUUGCGAUUUUGCGAGACCAUCUCACGAAGCCUCUUGAAAAGUGUAUGCAAGUGAGGACCUUUAUAUUGCAAGUCAUAGCUGACCGAAUGACACUCAGUGAGGUGGGACUUUCCAACAUCAAGCAUAAGUAUGUCGUGUUGGAAAUCUGCUCUGCACAGAUUCCAUUCGCAUUUGAUGAUGUGCCGAAAUUUAUGCAUAUUUUUAAUCUACUGCAUACUUUAGUG